CAACACUCACCUCCAACCCCACCAGAAAAUUUUCGAAAAUUACUGCUUCCCCUAACAACUGGUUCUGAAAUCCAAACCCUAAUUUUCCUAAUCCGAAACCCUAAUCGAACUAGUUUUCAAAUCAGUUAAGAAAUUCCCGCCGAAUCAGGAACCCCAGAUUCCAUGGCGUCGAGGAAAAAGGAAUCCGAAGGGAUUGCCUUGCUAUCCAUGUACAACGAUGAAGAUGACGAAGAAAUGGGAGACAUCGAAGAAGGUGACCACCGGCAAAACCAACAAACUGGGGAAGAAGAACAACAACAACAAGAAGGGCAACCGCUAGAAGAAGAAAACGAGUACAGAGAAUCUAAUAACAAUAUGGAAGAAGAUUCGAGAACCAACGAUAAUACGCCUCCUUUUCCUCACCAAAACACCAACCUUUCACAACAACAGCAGGAGCCUUCUGUUUCUUCGCCGCAGCAACCUCAACCUUUUGUUGCGUCGAAGAGAAGUGGAGGAGGAAGGCUGACCAUUGUUGAUUAUGGCCACGAUGAAUCUGCCAUGUCACCGGAGCCCGAGGAAGGGGAAUUAGGAAGCAGUGAUGACCUCAUGAUUGGCAUAGAGCAACAGAAUGCCAAUGGUGAUUUUCAAGGAAAAACGCCUCCAGCGGCUGUUCAGCUGACUCCGCAAUCAUCGGAUUUAGAACCAUUACAGCCUGAGACCUUGACCAAUGCUGUUAAUGAAUCAGAUGGUGUAGAAGUUGAGGAAGCCGUUUCUUUAGACAAUGUUGAUCCCUUGGAUAAGUUUCUUCCACCUCCACCAAAGGUCAAGUGCUCGGAGGAGCUACAAAGGAAAAUAGAUAAAUUUCUCAACUUGAAGAGAGCUGGAAAAAGCUUCAAUGCUGAAGUUCGGAAUAGGAAGGAUUAUAGGAACCCUGACUUCUUGCUGCAUGCUGUGAGGUAUCAAGAUAUUGAUCAGAUAGGGUCUUGCUUCAGUAAAGAUGUGUUCGAUCCUCAUGGAUAUGACAAAAGCGACUUCUAUGAUGAAAUAGAGGCUGAUAUGAAAUGUGAAAGGGAGAGGAAGGAACAAGAAAGCAAGAAGAACCAAAAGGUCGAAUUUGUACCUGGUGGAAAUCAACCUGGAGCGGUUCUUCCUGCUCCAAAAGUUAGCAUGCCUACUGCAGUUGCGGCUGGGAGUGGUUUGCCUUCAGGUCCAACUGCAGUGGAUAACAACAUUGUGCGGGAUGGUAGACAAAACAAGAAAUCAAAAUGGGAUAAGGUGGAUAGUGAUAGAAGGAAUCCUCUUCCUGCUGGAGCACAGCAUUCUUUAUCUGCUGCUGGAGCACAUACAGUUAUAUUAUCAGCUGCUAAUGCUGGAACCGGGUACACAGCUUUUGCACAGCAGAAACGGCGAGAAACAGAAGAGAAAAAAUCCAGUGAAAAGAGCUUUAACGCAGUAAAGCAAGCUUAGCACGAGAAAGAUUGGUCAAAAUCUCACAUUCCUUGUCUUAACCGAGAGGGAUGCAAAUAGUUCGAAGAGCCAAGCAAGCCAUGGUCAUAUCAUCUUCAUCUUGAAAGCAUUUAUCAUUCUUUUGUGCUUAAAAAUACAUGGCUAUCUCUUGGAUGUUUAUGUUACCAAUUUCUAUCAUAAUAUCUGUUGAGGCAAGCAGGUGGGGGUGAUUUCAAAUAUGCAUGAACUUUGCUGCCAAAACACGAGGCAAAAAUGACAAAAUAUAUAUUGGAUGGGGUCAUGGUCAUGGGGGUUGGAGAUAGAGAAAGGGGCUCAAAGAUCAAUGGUGCCUGUCUUUGUGUCUUUGGCAUCAAAUGAGAGACGUUGGAGAUUCGUACACUGUUCCCUGCAUACGUUUCAAUCUCGGACUCAGAUCUUUAUUUAAAGCAAUUGUUUCUGGUUGAAUUACACUCAAGGCCAUUAAACUAUUAUCAAGUUUACCAUUCGGUCACUCAACUUAAAAAAAUUACAAAAUUGUCUUUAAAUUGUUUAAAAGUUUUCAUUUAA
This is a messenger RNA of Gossypium raimondii (Peruvian cotton), 1992 nucleotides long. RefSeq lists its product as uncharacterized. The record is from RefSeq and is a predicted model, not a curated record. Gene Ontology annotation, cellular component: nucleus. Gene Ontology annotation, biological process: regulation of DNA-templated transcription. Bases 163 to 1446 code for a protein of 427 amino acids. The transcript has 9 exons. NCBI's taxonomy places the organism in Eukaryota, Viridiplantae, Streptophyta, Magnoliopsida, Malvales, Malvaceae.